Molecule: messenger RNA, 720 nt
Organism: Balearica regulorum gibbericeps (East African grey crowned-crane)
Lineage: Eukaryota; Metazoa; Chordata; Aves; Gruiformes; Gruidae
Source: RefSeq, a predicted model, not a curated record
AUGUCAGUGAUUGGAGCUGGCUCAGCCAGUACCCCUGUAGGGUCCCCCAGCCCAGCACGGCCCCCACUCACCCACACAGGCCUGCGAAUGGCUCCAUGUGACUGCUGCUUUGACCCCUGGGUCUUCUGUAUCCAGUGGACAAGCACCAACCUGUCUCCAUUGGCCACCUCUACACUUGGUCACAGUGCUGCGUCUCUGCCGGGUGCUGUGGGACACCCCCCUCCCGCCCCCGGCCUGGGUGGCCCCUGGGACCCCCCAGGACCAACUGCAACACUUUGCACCCUUCAACUUUCAGGGGAGAGCAGUGGCCCCAGCCCCCGGCCCAGUGCUGCUGCCAUGCUUUCCAAGCUGUUGGGGACACAGCAGGUAACCUUCCACUGCCCAAGGAGAUGCUACUGGAUCACUCCUUGGUCAGCCAGAACAGUCCCAGCAGUGGCCCCAUGCCUGAGGACUCUGGUGGCACCAGAGUCCCCAAUCUCCUACUGCUACACUGGCUUGCUCUCACUGCCCAGGGAGCUGCUCACCCCUGACUACAGCAUCCCUGAGACUUCCAAUGCAGUCCUGAGCCUACAGCAAUUCAACACCAUCAGGAUGGGGUCCCAAGAGCUGUGGUGGGGUGCAGGGACAGACUUGCCACCAUCCCAGCCUGGCAGGCUAGAAAAGCAGGGGGAAAGUGGAAGAGCAAGUUUCCAAACCCACGCAGCAAGCACAGGGCUCUAG